Suillus bovinus is the source of this 675-nucleotide messenger RNA. RefSeq lists its product as uncharacterized. The transcript is spliced from 4 exons. The coding region runs from base 1 to 675 and encodes 224 amino acids. The record is from RefSeq and is a predicted model, not a curated record. Lineage: Eukaryota; Fungi; Basidiomycota; Agaricomycetes; Boletales; Suillaceae.
AUGCCUCCCGAGCGCAAGCAAGUUGUGGUACUCUAUGCGGAGACAAAAUUGCAGAAAUCUAUAGACUUGCCAGGUAGUUUGACUGUCGCCAGAGCUAAGGAGGAGGGAAUGGUAGCAAUCAGAGAUCACUUGAAUGCACUUCCCGGUGUACCGUCUGUCUCUCUAGAUCUGUAUCGAUUUUUACCCAGGACGAUAAUACCAUCAUACGCAGUCUUAAAGCGUUUGACACCCUCACCCUUUGUCGAUGCUCUUCAAUCUGCCAUUCAGGAAGUACGUGACGUGAAGGCUCAAAAAAAUGCCACAUUAUCGAUCAGAGAGGAGAACGCCCAGUGUAAUGUUAAACCAGGUGUUUUUUGUGGCCUUCAAAUUCAUCACCGUCAGACUAAUGUAUUCUCAGCUGCAAAUGACAUCCUUAGUGUCCUUCUUCGUAGAUUCCAGGCAAUGGAGGAAAAAAUCGUUCAGGAUAUAGCUGAGCUAAGGCGGGAAAAUGCCGAGUUGAAGCACGACGUGGAAGAGCUUGCUGGGCUGAAGUCCAACAUCGAAGAACUGAGGCGGGAAAAUGCUGGGCUCAAGAAUGACAUCAAAGAGCUGCGUGAUCAAACGGAUGAAAGUGCCAGAGCUACUUUGGGCGACAAAGUUGCGAUCGAUAGGAUCCGUCGGCAGGGCACUCCUUGA